Messenger RNA from Cavia porcellus (domestic guinea pig), 2167 nucleotides. Its product is annotated as uracil-DNA glycosylase-like. Gene Ontology annotation, cellular component: nucleus; mitochondrion. Lineage: Eukaryota; Metazoa; Chordata; Mammalia; Rodentia; Caviidae. Gene Ontology annotation, molecular function: uracil DNA N-glycosylase activity. The coding region runs from base 222 to 1118 and encodes 298 amino acids. The transcript has a single exon. Gene Ontology annotation, biological process: base-excision repair; base-excision repair, AP site formation via deaminated base removal. The record is from RefSeq and is a predicted model, not a curated record.
UCAUUUUCAGUUGACAGUCCUUGGAUCAGGUGAUAUACGGAACCAGUGCCAUGGUCCAAGCUAAAACUGCAUCUAACCGAGUGCACCAGGCAGGAAGACUUUGUUCAUGACUUUUGCAAUAGUGGAGAAGAACUGGGCCAAUUUUACUCAACCGAAAGGCUGGACAGGUCUACCCCGCAGGUCGCUGGGUAGCAAGCGUUGCCUCUCUCCUGGGCUCCAGUAUGAUCAGCUGGAAAACCCUGGACUCCUUCUUCUCCCAGAGCCCUUCCAGGAAAUGUCCUGUCUGCAGUCCCAAGCCGAAGGACAGUGUGGCAGCCAGCCCCGACAAGAAGGCCCGGGCCGGGCAGGACGAGCCCAGCUUGCCACCCUCUUCACCACAAAGCCCCGAGCAAUUGGACCACAUCCAGAGAAAGGCCCCGCUGCUCAGACUCGAAGCUCAAACUGUGCCCCUGGGCUUUGGGGAGAGCUGGAAGAGGCACCUCAGUGGAGAAUUCCGGCAGCCGUAUUUUAAACAGCUAAUGGAAUUUGUUGCAGAAGAAAGAAAACACUACUCUGUUUAUCCACCCCCCCACCAAGUCUUCACCUGGACCCAAAUGUGUGACAUAGAUGAUGUGAAAGUUGUCAUCCUGGGACAGGAUCCUUACCACGAACCCAAUCAAGCUCACGGGCUCUGCUUUAGUGUCCAAAGACCGGUGCCACCCCCGCCCAGUUUGAAAAACAUCUAUAAAGAGCUGUCCACAGACAUAGAUGGCUUUGUUCAUCCUGAUCACGGAGAUUUGUCUAGGUGGUCCAAGCAAGGUGUCCUCCUGCUCAACGCUGUCCUCACUGUCCGGGUGCAGCAGGCCAAUUCACAUAAGGGGCGAGGCUGGGAGCAGUUCACUGAUGCAGUCGUGCGCUGGCUCAGUCAGAAUCUGCACGGCCUCGUCUUCCUGCUCUGGGGCUCUCAAGCUCAGAAGAAGGGCAGUGCCAUUGACAGGAGGCGGCAUCAUGUCCUGCAGACCACGCAUCCCUCCCCACUGUCAGCCUAUAGAGGAUUCUUCGGCUGCCGGCAUUUUUCUAAAGCCAAUGAGCUGCUGCAGAAGUCUGGCAAGAAGCCCAUUGACUGGACAGACCUGUGAUCCCACAGAGCAGUGGGCUCUCACCCGGGGUGAUUUGGGAGGCUGCUGCUAUUAACAAGAGAAAGCCUCCAUAAAGCAGCCCAUAAAGUUGCUCUGCAUGACAGCUUUACCAGCCAGAGGGAGACAGCAAAGAUAUCCUUUGAGCACUUCUGUGUAUCUGAGGUGGCAGAGGUGGCUGGGUGAGAAGUGGGCACAUUCCUCCCACGACAGCCAGGUCAGAUACCGGCUUGUUCUCUUUGUCUCCUUUGCUUGGUGGUAGAAGGGGGAGAUAAUCGGCUUUUUGAUACCUUCUCCCAUAGCGUAGGCUUUAUCAUAGGUUUCCAGGAAUCCUGUGUUCUUGUUUAGAAUCUCCCAUCUUUCAACAAUAAAAAAGAAUGAAAAACUGAUACAUGCUUCUCCACAGAUAAAGCUGAAAAUCUCCCUGUUCAUCUGGACUCCCAGAUCCCAUACUGGAGAAAUGUUAAGGUUGUUUUUUAGCUUUGAGAAAUCUGGCCCUUGUAGAAAACGGCAAUCAGUUUUCUGAAUGUAGUAGAGACCAGUAUUCCUGAGAAUUGUCCUUUUGUGAGACUUAACAGAUCAGCAGGCUAGAAACUAUAGCCAAGGGGCUGGGGAUUUAGCUCAGCGGCAUAAGCACCUGCCUUGCAAGCAGGUGGUCGUGAGUUUGAUCCCCAGUACUGAUUAAAAAAAAAAAAAAGAAAAAGAAAAGAAAAGAAAAAAGACUAUAGCCAGCCAGGUCUUUCUCCUGUUCGUUGGGUGCUUCCUGGAGUAGUAGAAGCUGGGCAAAGGUGGAGGAGGGGGGUUUGUGUUUAAUGAGGGCUGAGUGUUUUACUCCCAGUGCUGUUAGGUUGUGGUGGGGUAAGGCAGCCCAGACUGCCUAGUGCUGUUUAUUUUAUUUUGUUUUAAUAAACUGAAAUCAUUUGGAGGUUUGGGAUAUUUGUUUUCUGUUUUUGCAACACUGCUGAAUUUAAUAUUCUCAUAAAAUGCACAGAUACAUAUUUUUUCCAAUCUUUUUAAAAAAGACAGUCUUUACUGGAUCUGCACCCCUGAAC